Betta splendens (Siamese fighting fish) is the source of this 5678-nucleotide messenger RNA. It is a transcript of the gene ehbp1, whose product is annotated as EH domain binding protein 1. The transcript is spliced from 26 exons. The record is from RefSeq and is a predicted model, not a curated record. Bases 782 to 4699 code for a protein of 1305 amino acids. Gene Ontology annotation, molecular function: protein binding. NCBI's taxonomy places the organism in Eukaryota, Metazoa, Chordata, Actinopteri, Anabantiformes, Osphronemidae.
CGGUUAGCGGAGAGCAACGGACCAGACUAUUCCCUGGAUCCGGAGACAUUCCGCCAAAUGUUUUAUGUUUACUAACUGUUUUUUGGUCUCUCACUUUACGUGGUGUCCUCUGGUGCCGUUAUUGUAGAUUAAAUGGUUCGCGUGACCUGAUUUGGUGAAUUGUCAUUGCUUCAUUCUAAGUCUUUUAGAACGUAAAUUUCAAUUUUAAUAUCAAACAUCUUAAGUUAGCUAGCCACGCCAGGAUAUACCCCCCGUGGCACGCCGUGCUGGCAGCACAAGUGCUUGAAUCUUGAUUGCAUUCUUGCACAUCUGCCGUGGGUUACGGCUGGUGCUAAAGAUAAACUGGGCUGUUUAGCAUCUGCAGUGAAACGACCCGCGGUACCGGGAAAGCCUCUGCACCGACAAAGCGUCCCCGGAACCCUUUGGAGGAGUGACGCUAACGGGAAGAACCACCGAAUGGAAAUGUGAUAUUUAUGCCCAGUGGAUUACUCAUCAUGCCUUUCGAAAUUAUGGAAUGAUUUUCCCUGCACAAAAUCAUGCGUGACGUCCAUGCUCUCACCUCUGGAUUUAUCUGACAGUUUUUAAAGAGCAGCAGUCACAAUUGGACGUGCGGGCUUAUGUUUUCUUCCAAUGUGCUUCCGGUGAAAGAUUAACUGUGUGUCUAUGCGGGCGGGAUAUGCUCAGAUACACUCCAACCCUAGCGUGAAUCUGUGCGAAGAAGCCCAAAGAAGGAAGUCCAGGACGGGAUAGGUUUUCAGACACUACCCGUUCCCAAAGAAACAUGGCCUCGGUUUGGAAGAGGCUGCAACGUGUGGGAAAGCACGCUUCCAAAUUUCAGUUUGUGGCUUCCUAUCAGGAACUGAUGGUGGAAUGCACUAAGAAAUGGCAACCAGACAAAUUGGUUGUGGUCUGGACACGCAGAAGUCGACGGAAAUCAUCUAAGGCCCACAGCUGGCAACCAGGCAUUAAAAAUCCUUAUAGAGGAGUGGUGGUGUGGCCCGUACCGGAGAACAUUGAGAUCACAGUCACCCUCUUUAAGGACCCCCAUGCAGAAGAAUUUGAGGACAAAGAGUGGACGUUUGUCAUUGAAAAUGAGUCUCCAUCUGGACGGAGGAAGGCCUUGGCCACCAGCAGCAUAAACAUGAAGCAGUACGCCAGUCCCAUGCCCACACAGACAGAUGUCAAGCUCAGGUUUAAGCCCCUGUCCAAGAAGGUGGUGUCCGCCACACUGCAGUUCUCACUGUCCUGCAUCUUCCUCCGUGAAGGAAAGGCCACGGAUGAGGAUAUGCAGAGCCUGGCCAGUUUGAUGAGCAUGAAACAGGCAGAUAUUGGCAACUUGGACGACUUUGAGGAAGAAAAUGAAGAGGACGAGGAGAACCGGGUUAACCAGGAGGAGAAGGCUGCCAAGAUCACAGAGAUAGUAAACCAGUUGAAUGCCCUCAGCUGCUUACAUGGGGAUGAUGAUGAUGAUGAUGAUGAUGGUGGUGUCCUUAAGCGAGCACGCAAAGCAACCGCUAAGCCUGCCGCUUCCUCCCAAGAACUAAUCAACAAGCUGAACUUCCUGGAAGACGAGGACCAGGAAACGCCUCCUGUCAUGAGCUCCAAUCCUUUCGAUGAGCCUGAUGGUGACCUUCAUCCUAACCACCUCAACCCGUUUGAUGAUCCUGAUGAGGAAGAGCCUCCUGUCCAGGCGGUUUUACAUCAGCAAAUAAAUGAUAAUUCCUUUUAUGACCAUGACUCCUCAAACCCGUUCAACGAGCCGGAUGAACCGGAGACAUGCGUGUCCCCAAGAAACCCCUUUGAAGAACCAGACGAUGAUAUGGACACACCACCAGACCCAGAGCCCCCGAAACCGAGGCCAAAGAAAGGUGUACGGCCUGUUGACAUGAGCAAGUACUUGUACGCUGAUACUUCUCACAAUGAGGAGGAGGAUCUUGACGAAUCCAACCCAUUUUACGAGCCAAGGACAUCAAGUCCUGCACAACCCAACGCUGGUGGUGCGUCCCUCGAUGUGGGAACCAGCCAGAAGAGGAGGGCUCCCCCACCCCCAGGUUCCAGCACUGGCCCUGGUCCCAGUGCACCCGAUCCCAAACCGUGCUCUGGCCCCGACAUGUUGAAAAUGCAGCCAGUCGGGCCCAGCCCAGUGGCAGCGCUGAUUGGCAGAGAGUUGGCCUCCUCUUCCCCAAAGCCCAGUCCCAUUCCGAGUCCAGUUCUAGGAGGGAAACCCAACGCCAGCCAGUCGCUGCUGGCCUGGUGCCGCGAGGUCACCAAGAACUACCGUGGCGUGAAGAUCACAAACUUCACCACGUCCUGGAGGAAUGGCCUGGCCUUCUGCGCCCUGCUGCACCACUUCAGGCCCGAUGUCAUAGACUACAAGUCGCUCAAUCCUCAGGAUAUUAAAGAAAACAACAAAAAGGCGUAUGAUGGUUUCGCCAGUCUGGGCAUCUCCCGUCUCCUGGAACCGUCUGAUAUGGUGCUGCUGGCUAUACCUGACAAGCUGACCGUAAUGACCUACCUGUACCAGAUCCGGGCCCACUUCUCUGGUCAGGAGCUCAAUGUGGUGCAGAUCGAGGCCAACAGCAGUCGCAGCACAUACAAAGUGGGCGACUUUGAAACCGAUACGAACGCCUCCAUCGGCCAGGACAAGUUCUACGCUGAACUCAGUGACGUGCAGCACCGCCAGGCUAAUUCUCAGCCUGUUGCCUCUGCUGGUGAAUCUAAUGGCGCUGAAGACCAAGAGGAGGCGGUGAUGGAGCCAGGUUGGACAACUGAAGCAGGAGGAGUUUCAGCCACUUCAAAAGGGGCUUUGCAAUCUUCACCUUCACCAUCACCACGCACAGUAUUAGCCAGCUCUGCAACAGGCUCGACCCACGUGACAGCACCGCGCUCGGAGGACAGAGGGAACCUGCUCAAAGCCAACACUUUAGACUUAAGUGAGUUACCACAGAGAGUGGAACGAGAGAUGGAGAAAGAAAGACAGCAGAAGGAGGAGACGGGAGAGGAGAGAACGGACGAAAGGACAGAACCUGGCUCUCCAACCAGGAAAGGGCCCUCUUCUCCACCCCACCACAAGCUGGGCUUCUCCUACAACAGGGAUGCGGACCUCAUCAAGAAGAAAAGGGCCAGUCUGCGUCACUCAGAGUCUGAGCCUGUCUCAGACACCAGCUCCCCUCCAGUCAACCACACAGAGCCGCCUCCGAAACAGGAGUUAUCACCUGCAGCUGUAUCAGCUGAGAAGAAGGUGCUGUCCCGUCAGGAGGAGCUGAAGGAACGAGCCCGGCUGCUCCUGGAGCAGGCCCGCAGAGAUGCUGCAGUCAAAGCCGGCAGCAAGAGCGCCGCUGCCGUGGCUGCGCCGAGCAGGGCAGCGGGCGUCAGUGAUGAGCGAGACGCGGAGCGGCGGAGACAGCUGAGAGAGCGAGCCAGGCAGCUGAUAGCUGAGGCUCGGUCCGGAGUCAAAAUGUCUGACAUGAGCCUGCUGGAUGCGUCCAGCACAGAGAGAAGCAGCAAGGCUGGUCCUGCUGGAGAUGUUUUGCAUGGAUCGAGGGGUCAUCAUGAGGGUGAUGUUGUUGAUGGUGAAAGUGGUGAGAAUGAGGAACAAAGCAGGACUGAGCAGGAGAAGCUUCAUUUUGGAGAUGUUGGGGAUGAUGGGGAUGAAGUCGAUGAUGAUAGAGCUGCUGCUGCUGCUACAUCUGUGCUGGUUACUAACCCACUGCCAUCAGAGGCCCUUCUUCCAAGCACUUCCAGUUCCCAUGGACCUCUGGAGCCCAUUAACCUCGACUCCACGGUCCUGGAGCAAAGCUCCCUGGGUUGCAACAGUAAACACGUUGGACUGAAGCUGAAGAAGCUGGUGGAGGUCAACCCCAGAGGAGUCACCUCCCCUUCAUCCCCGUCCUCCACCUCCUCCUCACCCACUGCCUCCUCCACCCCCCCACUCAGCCCUUCAGAGGGGGCAGCGAAUAACACGGAGGAGCUGCGAGCUGAGCGUCUGCGCAGAGCAACGGAGAAGUUGCGCGGUCCCGUCGUGUUCAACAAGGAUUCUGCAGUCAGGAAAACACAGCUGAAGUCCUUCAGCCAGUUUGUGGAAAGCAGACCUGAAGUGAAGAGACAGAAGUCCACACCUGGUGAUGUGAAGAAGGCAGAGGAGGACAGGUGUUCGCCCACAGAGAUCGAUGUUCGUAGACCAUUUGAAGAGGAGAAGGCGUUCAAAGACACCAGUCAGUAUGUGGUUGGGGAGCUGUCUGCGCUGGAGAGUGAGCAGAGGCACAUAGACGCCCGAGCAGCUCGUGUGGAGAAGAGGCUCCGCUAUCUCAUGGACACAGGCAACAACAAAGAGGAGGAGGAGGCCAUGAUGCAGGAGUGGUUCAUGCUGGUUAACAAGAAGAACGCGCUGAUCAGAAGACAGAACCAGCUCUCUCUGCUGGAGAAAGAGCACGAUCUGGAGCGACGCUUUGAACUGCUGAACAGAGAGCUGAGAGCCAUGCUGGCCAUCGAGGACUGGCAGAAGACGGAGGCGCAGAAGAGACGGGAGCAGCUGCUGCUGGAUGAGCUGGUCAUACUGGUCAACAAACGGGAUGCGCUGGUCCGGGACCUGGACGCCCAGGAAAAGCAAGCCGAGGAGGAGGACGAGCACCUGGAGCGGACGCUGGAGCAGAACAAAGGCAAGAUGGCCAAGAAGGAGGAGAAGUGUGUCCUUCAAUGAUUGUCACUUGAGAAAAACACAACAACAAAUGUAGCCGAUAAAAGAAAUGUAAGAUGAUGAUUGAAUAGUUGCUUUUAGACCUUUUCAUCAGUUUUAAAUCCUGGUCUUGUUGUUUUAGUCAAAUUAACUGCAGAGGCCCGUGAUGCCUUUACAGCAACUUUAUACUGACUCCAACUGUCAAACAGUUUUUACUUUUCAGUCUCCUUUGCUUCACCACGAACGGUACUUUAUUGUAGAAUCGUUGUAAAUGAGAGCGGAGCCGAUCAGACGCAGGUCGUUCGCUAACGACGCAGCGCGGCCUCUGAAUGUGGAGACGGCGGUUUGAGGCUCGAGGUACAGCACAGCGGGCUUCAGCGCGUGCGCCUUUUAUAUAUGUGUUUUUCCAACCUGUUCAGAUGAGGUUUGACUUUUAACAAUGAAAAGGAGUCAUUAUAAUAUCAGUCUUUUCAAGCUACUUCGUUACUUGACUGUGUAAGUUUUAAUUCGUUGAGCUUAAAGUUUUUACUUGUAAAAUAUGUUGCUAGAGGAGGCGUGGGGGGGCGGGUGGUGCAUUAAAUCGAAACUUUCCUAUUGCUUUUGUAUUGUCUUGGCUUGAAAGCAGUUUACCAAAAGAAAUAUGUAUAAAAAAGUUACUCUUGUUGUAUAUUUACAUCACUGCUCUGACCAAUAGCUUCCACAUCCCUCCUGUUUUGUCAGGAUUCAUGCAGUUAAACAAACAUAUAUAUUAUUUAUUGUCGUUUGUCCUUUAAGCUGCUUGUAAGUGAUCUGUCACGAUUCAUGUGUAUUUUGAUGAAUAACUUGUUUUGGUUUUAUCUAUUUAUUGUAUUCUGGUAACAGGAGAAAUAUGCUUCCACGUGCAUCUCUUUAAACUCACAUCUGGUGCAGUUGAUCUUUACGUGUGGACAUUUAUCUGUUUAUUUAUUCCGGUGUCAUAACCCAAGUCUUCAGUAAUAAAGUCCCCAUGAUUUCUUACACCGCA